AUGGCCAGAUACGAUUCCCAAAUUUGUCGGGACUCGCCUAACUGUUACAACAGUGAAAAUAUAUAUUUCAACGAUUUGCGGCUUAAUGAUGUUUCGAUUAUGGAGCAACAAUGGAAUGCGUCAUACUGUUCUGACUCGAGUAACAAUCCAAGCUGUUAUAUAACGAAUGCAUGUACGGCAGCUAAUUUGUCUUCAAACACAUUUUACCGAUCACCACAAUAUUGUUCUGGCUCAUCGCCUAAAUUCGAUGAUGCAGGAAAAGACUUCCACGAGAUUUUGCUCACACCCACUUCAGCGAAAGCAGUUGCUGUGCCUGCGGUACGUAUAAUUAAGAAAAGAAAUACGGCCAACAAAAAAGAACGAAGAAGAACACAAAGUAUCAACAACGCGUUUACUUGUUUACGGGAGAAAAUACCUAAUGUACCAUCAGAUACGAAAUUAUCCAAGAUAAAAACCUUAAAGUUGGCUAUUUUGUACAUUAAGUAUCUCGUUGAAGUGUUGGAUGGAGAUCAGGAUCCAAAAACGGGGUUUACCGCAGAUUUAAGACCUCUUCACAGAAAAAGUUCCAGUGAUAAGAGAUCGUAUUUAAAACAUGAUUUGAAGAAUAUUCAACGAUCACACAAAGGACGCACCGGUUGGCCCCAAGAUGUCUGGGCUUCUGAAUUGAUUCCUGAUCAAGAGUGAUAAACAUUGUUGUGAUUUCUACCCGGCCGAUGUCUUUUCACUUUUUGUGCAUAAAAUGUCA
Anastrepha obliqua is the source of this 745-nucleotide messenger RNA. RefSeq names its product heart- and neural crest derivatives-expressed protein 2 (gene Hand). The transcript has 5 exons. Gene Ontology annotation, molecular function: protein dimerization activity; DNA-binding transcription factor activity, RNA polymerase II-specific; RNA polymerase II transcription regulatory region sequence-specific DNA binding. Bases 1 to 684 code for a protein of 227 amino acids. The record is from RefSeq and is a predicted model, not a curated record. Lineage: Eukaryota; Metazoa; Arthropoda; Insecta; Diptera; Tephritidae. Gene Ontology annotation, biological process: regulation of transcription by RNA polymerase II; developmental process.